AUGGAUAUUUUCCAUGAUGUGAAUAAACCUCAGAUUGAGAUUAUUGAACUUACUCAUGAAAAGAUUAGAUUUAUUCUUUCAAAUGCAGAUUUAAGUUUGGCCAAUUCUCUAAGACGUAUUAUGUUGGCAGAAGUUGCCACCAUAGCAAUUGAAUUGGUAGAAUUUCAUAUAAAUAAUUCGGUUUUGAAAGACGAAUAUAUCGCACAUCGUUUAGGAUUGAUUCCAUUAGAGAGCACCGAAACAGAAGUUCUUAAAUUUCCAAGAGAAUGUUCUUGUCUUAAAGGAUGUAAAUCUUGUACAGUAGAAUUGACUUUACAUGUCAAAUGCUCUGAAGAGAAUGAUACAAGAGAUGUUACUAGUAGAGAUCUUAUUAGUAAUGAUCCUAGAUUUGUACCAAUUCAUGAAGGUCCUAGAGAUCCGGGAAUUAUGAUAACUAAACUUUGUGUAGGCCAAGAAAUUAAAGUCAAAUGUUUAGCUAAGAAGGGUAUUGGGAAAGAACACGCAAAAUGGAGUCCUUGUUCUUCCAUUGGUUUCGAAUAUGAUCCGUACAAUAAACUUCGACACACUCAAGUUUCGAAAAAUGAAAAUAAUGAAGAUUGGAAAACUAGUAAAAAUGCAGUAUAUGAUUCUCCUCUAGGAGAUGAAGAAGUAUUCCAAUUUUUAGUGACACCUAAUAAAUUUUAUUUUGAAGUUGAGUCUGUUGGAUCAAUGAAACCCGAAGACAUUGUUUAUAAUGGUAUAAAAAAACUUAUAGAAAAAAUUUCAUCAAUUCAAAUGGGAUUAUCAAUUGGAAUGAAUGCACAGAAUGAGAAUAAUGUUACUUCUCCGUCUAAUAUGAGUGGUGUUGAAAUAAAUAUUCUUGAUGAUGAUCAAAUAUCUCGUGAUAACCAAAAAGGAUCAUCAUCAUUAUCAAGCGAAGAAGAUAUUUGGAUAUCAUCAUCAUUCAAUAGAAGUGGAUUUAAUUGGUCAUCUAAUCAAAAUAAUCGAAAUGAAAUUCAAACAAAUUCGAUAUCACUUAAUGGAACAAUAAAUUCUACUCUUUCUUCAAGUUCUAAAGGAGAAGAAUUAUGGAUAAGUUCGUCUCCAAACGGUGAAAAUGAAAUGUGGACAA
Molecule: messenger RNA, 1111 nt
Organism: Diversispora eburnea
Lineage: Eukaryota; Fungi; Glomeromycota; Glomeromycetes; Diversisporales; Diversisporaceae
Source: the annotation of a GenBank genome assembly